AGACACUCAUUCCAUUAUUGCUAACUCUAUUUUUGGGAAGACUUCUUAAACUUAUGUUAUGGAGAACAUAUUAAAUGUAUGUGUUUAGACCAUGAGCCUGCCAGCCCUAUUGAUAAAUUCUGUUAGACGAGGCAAUUCCACCUGGCCUGCGGUAGGUAUUCAACAUUUUUUAUUGUCUCAAGCCCAUUUACAUCUGAAUCUAGAGAUUAUUUAGGCAUUAUAAUGCAUGUUUAAAUUCCUGUCCUUUUCUGGCCUGCCACAAUUUAUGAAUUAUAUAAAUAUGGCUCUCCAUUUAAUUAAAAUAAAUCCUGUUAAAGUCCCCUUGACAAAGUUUGCACUUCCAUACACUAACAAAAUGUGAGUUCCCAUACCGGGAGUCGAACCCGGGCCGCCUGGGUGAAAACCAGGAAUCCUAACCGCUAGACCAUAUGGGAGAUCUCUUAUGACAUGCUCACCAAAAAGCUAUUUGAUGAUUCACAUACGACGGAAGUAAUUUCAUCAGAUAUUGUACAUAUUUUAGUCAAGAGUAGCAUUUGUACGUUUUAUUAUAGCAAAUAAACGAGACUAUUGUGACUGGUUUAUUUAUUUUUUUUACAGCUCAAAUUAGUAAUUUGUGAAAAUCUCGAUUUCAAACCCAGAAGCACAACCUCUUAAUACUUCCGGAUAUGCUUGCAAUGCAGAUUCGAUUUUAUUUAUUUUUUUAUUUAAAGGCAAGAGCUAUAUUCAAAUGAAUGUCAUACGUAGCUGAAACUCUCAUAAUUACAACCACGCAGUUUUUACAUUACAAGUAGAAACAUCUAUUCAUUUGGAUGCGCUUUUAACAAUCUGCACAUGCGCAAUCUGUGUUGUCCCAGCAUGUCCAAGUGUUAUCUUGAUAGCCUACUAUUUUUGGUUUGUACCUUAACAAUUCCCGUACCUACGUCAUCAGAAACGGACGCCGUAUUGUUGGUUGUUGUUGGUCGUCCAGUGUGUAACAUGUUCUGCUUUAGUCCGUAGUUUAACUUUCUCUUAACUAUAAGAUCGUAUUAGAAGACACAAUGUCUGAAUAUUGGAAGUCCCAGCCGAAGAAAUUCUGUCAGUACUGCAAGUGUUGGAUAGCCGACAACAAGCCUAGUGUUGAGUUCCACGAAAGAGGGAAGAAUCACAAAGAAAAUGUUGCUGCUAAAAUUGCUGAGAUGCAAAAGAAGAGCAUUGACAAGGCAAAGAAAGAGGAUCGUCAGUCUAAAGAGUUUGCUGCCAUGGAGGCGGCUGCACUGAAGGCCUAUGAAGAGGAUAUGAAGAGGUUGGGGAUAGAACCAUCAGGUUCCCCAUCUCAAAUCCAACCUCAAACUCCAAGCCCAGUUCCGUCAAAGUCUCCGUCGGAAUCUCCGUCUCACUCUCGAAAUCAAGAAAAGAAACGAAAGCCUGGAAAGGGAAAGCUGCCCAGAGACGAAUCCAAAAACUGGGUGGAGGGAAAGACAGACGAAGGACUCACAUACUACUACAACAUUAGAACAGGAGAAUCUCAGUGGGACAAACCAAAUGGGUUCCAGGAAAAGAGCAUGCCAUCUCUACAGCCUGCUCAGAUGGAGAUCUCAUUAGGUAGUGCCUGGAUGGAAGCCCUCAGUCCAGAUGGAUAUACCUACUACUACAACACAGAGACUGGAGAUUCUAGUUGGGAAAGACCUGCAGAUUUCCCCGCUGAGGGCGGGUCUGGUUCUAAGCCCAGUGGAGAGACGGUGGGCCCCCCAGGGGUAGAUGACCCAUGUGCCCCCAAGCCAGAACUUCCAUCAGGGGAUGACAGCUCCAACAGUGCCAAAGAAGCCCAGGAGGUGGAGGAAAAAACGACUCCCCCUUCGGAAAAGGAGGGAGAGGACAAAGCUGUUGAUGACAACGGGGGGAAGGGAGACAAAAUUGAGAUAGAGGCCCCAGUAGCCGUGCCUGUGGAAGAGAAGCCUUCCGCGAAGAAGCCGAGGAGGACCACCCCUUAUGGAGCCUGGGAGCAGAUCCAGGAAGUGGAAGACCCUUAUGAGAAAGUGGACCUGCAGCUUCCCCAGGUGGAAAUUACAGAAAGCACCCCGAACCCCACAGAGAUGCCCCCUGAGCCCAAACCCAAGUUUAGAGAGCGUACCAUCACCUCACUAGGGGACAACAGGGAACCUGAGUCAGGGGAGAUGUCAACGUUCAGGAAGAGGAAGGCAGAGAACGGGAAAUCAUCCAGAAGUCUGAGGCAAAGGGGAAAAGAGGACUAGAACCUUACAUGGACUUGUGUUCUUUCAAACCCAAAUGUGUCUAGAGACUUGGGGUCUUUCAAAUACCAUGUUGUUAUUUUAUGAGGGACAAUUCAAUCAACGCCCUGAAAACCCAGCUCAGGCUCAUGUGGGCGCUACUGAGAACCUGAUUGGAUGUAGUUAGUUACUCACCUAGAGGCCAUCAUUUAAAAAUUGGUCAGGUUGAAUUUGACCUCUACAACCACCGAAAUGUCAGCAUAUCAGCAGAUUUGGACAAGCAGGCGUCUGAAUUAAGCUCAAUACCUGCUCCCUUGGCAGCCCUAAUGUAAGCAUUUUUGUUGUACCCUCUACAAUUUUGUUUUCAAUGCCUGAAGCCCCCUUGCUUUUUUAAAUUUUUUGUUGAAUAGCGUACAGCAGUGGCCGACAUGGACAAUAUCAUUUCCAGUGAUGUUUCUUAUUCGUCUGAGGUAUUUUUGACUGGAUAAUUUAUGGAUAUCUUGUAAAGUAUCUCUGUGUUGUUUCUAGUGUGGUGAUUGUUGUAAUUUCUCACAUCACCUCAAGGGAAUGAACUGAACCACUAUUUAGUAUGGUGGAAGUAUGAGGAUAAUGCAGCUUUUUCUACAGUAUGAUUGAUCAAAUAUUGUUGAAAUGCUUUACUUUUUCAUGCACUGUCAAAUAAAUAUUCUGCUGGUGUGGACAUUUUC
Messenger RNA from Esox lucius (northern pike), 2914 nucleotides. It is a transcript of the gene wbp4, whose product is annotated as WW domain binding protein 4. Gene Ontology annotation, molecular function: RNA binding; protein binding; zinc ion binding. The coding region runs from base 1038 to 2231 and encodes 397 amino acids. The record is from RefSeq and is a predicted model, not a curated record. The transcript has 10 exons. Gene Ontology annotation, biological process: mRNA splicing, via spliceosome. Lineage: Eukaryota; Metazoa; Chordata; Actinopteri; Esociformes; Esocidae. Gene Ontology annotation, cellular component: precatalytic spliceosome; nucleus.